CAUGGCGUCAGGGCAGACACGCAAGAUGCUGGCGCUCAGUCGCUGUGCCAUAUAUCUGUUAUUAUUACUCGUUCCUGGAGCGAUCUCCUCCACGCUUCGACUUCACCAUGACCAGAGAUUCAUGCUACCACAGGACAGGGGUUUCUCCCUAGUGCGUGCACACCUGGAGCAUGCAGAAAGUCGCGUCGUGCGUCUAGAGAGAGAAGUCAGGGAGGCUUCAUCAUCCGCGCACCAGCAUCGCGUUCGGCGGAAUGCUGCUGGAUCACCCGUGCCAAAGGUUUAUGGAAGGGCCAACCUGAAUGACUCUCAUAAUCAAAUGGUCGUCCACUGGGCCGGAGAGAAGAGCAAUGUCAUAGUAGCGCUCGCGAGAGACAGCGUUGGUGCCACAGAUCCCAAGAGCAGCUCGGUGUACGUGUCUUAUGACUAUGGAACCACCUUCACUCAAGUAUCAGAGAAAUUUCAACUGUCAGGGGACCAAGAGGGCAAGAAACAAGUCAUCUCGCAGUUUUACCACAGCCCCGCCGACAACAAACGAUAUCUAUUUACUGACGCCACGAACAGUUACCUGUGGAACACCUUUGACUUCUGCCAAAUUGUUCAAGGUUUCUCCAUCCCAUUCAAGCCCACAGACUUACUGCUGCACAGUAAGAGGCCUAACCUGGUCCUCGGUUAUGACAGUUCUCACCCCAAUAAACAGCUGUGGAAAUCAGAUGACUUUGGUGAGACGUGGGUGUUAAUUCAGGAACAUGUGAAGUCCUACUUCUGGGGUGUAGAACCAUACGACAAACCCACCACAGUGUUUGUCCAGCGCCACGAGCCCCAGGGAGACUCCAGCAUCCUCAGCAGCACGGACUUCUUCCAGGACGAGCAAAACCGCCGUGUUAUCCUGGAGAAGGUGGACAGCUUCCAGCUACGGGACAAGUACAUGUUUGCCACAACCACUAGGACGUUGUUUGGGAGCCACGAGUCUCAGUCUGUCCAGCUGUGGGUUUCCUACAACCGGCAGCCAAUGAGAGCAGCUCAGUUUAACACCCGCCACCCCAUCACGGAGUACUACAUAGCAGAUGCUUCGGAGGACCAGGUGUUCGUAUGCGUGAACCACAAUAAUAACGUUACACACCUGUACAUCUCAGACACACAGGGCCUAGCCUUCUCUCUGUCCCUAGAGAACAUGCUGUUCUACAGCCCUGAUGGCUCUGGGAGCAACACGCUUAUCAGGUACUUCGCCAACGAGCCGUUUGCAGAUCUCCACCGGGUCGAGGGGCUGAGGGGUGUGUUUGUGGCCACUCUGAUCAAUGGAUCGGUCACUGAGGACAACAUGCGGUCAGUCAUCACGUUUGAUAAAGGAGGAACCUGGGAGCUUCUGCAGCCACCUGCGGCCGACAGCCUGGGAGGAACCGUAGACUGCCAGCUGGACAAUGGCUGUUCCCUGCACUUGGCCCAGAGAUGGAGUCAGCUGCUGAAUAUUCAGCUGCGCAGGAUCCCUGUUCUGUCUAAAGAGUCUGCACCUGGCCUCAUCAUGGCAACAGGAUCUGUUGGAAAGAAUCUGGCCAAUAAGCCCAAUGUGUAUGUAUCCAGCAGCGCAGGGGUCAGAUGGAGAGAGGCCCUGGCUGGUCCUCAUUUCUACACCUGGGGAGAUCAUGGAGGGAUCCUGAUGGCUAUCGCACAGGGUGGCUCCACCAGAACACUCAAAUUCAGUACCAACGAGGGGGAAACCUGGAAAGAGUUCCAGUUCUCAGAGCAGGAGGUAUAUGUGUACCAGCUGCUGACUGAACCGGGUGAAAAGAGCACCAUCUUCACCAUCUUCGGCUCAUAUGCGGACCAGAAACACAGCUGGCUCAUUGUGCAGGUCAACACUAGUGAUGUGCUUGGUGUGCCGUGCUUGGAGGGCGACUAUAAACGCUGGUCUCCUUCUGACGAGAGGGGAAACGGCUGUCUGCUCGGCAGAGAGAUGGUGUACAAGCGCCGCUCGCCUCACGCCACCUGCUUCAACGGCGAGGACUUCGACAGGCCCGUCACUCUGUCCAACUGCUCCUGCACUCGACAGGACUAUGAGUGUGACUACGGGUUUAAGCUGAGUGAGGAUCUGUCUCUCGAGGUGUGCUUGCCUGAUCCUGAAUUUUCUGGAAACCUUUAUGCCCCACCAGUACCCUGUCCGGUGGGCACCACUUACCGCCGCAGCAAAGGGUACAGGAAGGUUUCUGGAGACAGCUGCAGUGGGGGAGAUGUUGAAGCUCGGCUGGAUGGAGAAAUGCUGCCCUGUCCUGUGGGAGAGAGUAAUGAGUUUAUCCUGUAUGCGGUGAGGAGCUCCAUUCACCGCUAUGACCUGGCCACAGGUACAGACCAGCCGCUUCCACUCUCGGGUCUCCAUGAAGCCGUGGCUCUGGAUUUUGAUUAUGAGAAGAACUGCCUAUAUUGGGCUGAUAUUUCACUGGACACCAUACAGAGACUCUGUUUGAAUGGAAGCUCUGGACAGGAAGUGAUUGUCAGAAAGGACUUACAAAACGUGGAGGCGCUGUCAUUUGACCCCAUCAGCCGGUUGCUGUAUUGGGUGGAUGCUGGUGCUCAGAAAAUCGAGGUGUCCAACUCUGAUGGAGACCUGAGACUCACUCUGGUCAAUUCUUCAGUGGUGGAGCAGCCUCGAGCCCUGACGCUCAUGCCAGGAGAGAGCUUGAUGUUUUGGACAGACUGGGGCGAUCGUGCAGCAGGCAUCUACCGCAGCUGGAUGGACGGUUCCAACAUCGCCUGCAUUGUGUCUGAGGCAGUUCGCUGGCCCAACGGCAUAACGGCCGAUGAAUCAUGGCUGUACUGGACGGAGGCAUAUGGAGACCGCAUUGAAAGAGCAGACUUUAAUGGAAGCCGCCGUACUGUGAUAAUGGAGGACCUGCCGCAUCCUUAUGCUAUUGCUGUUUUUAAGAAUGACCUGUACUGGGAUGACUGGUCUAGAAUGGGAAUCUUCAAAGCACCUAAAUCAGGCUCACCAGACAGUGAGAUGCUAGUGGGCAGACUGACAGGAGUGAUGGAUCUCAAGAUCUUUUACAAGGGAAAAAACAGAGGUCAGAAUGCUUGUGUGGAUCAGCCAUGCAGUCUUCUGUGUCUUCCCCAGCCUGGAAACAAGCAUCACUGUGUUUGCCCCGAUGGAGUUUCCACCACCAUCUUACCCUCAGGAGAGCAUCAGUGCCAGUGUCCCGGUGGAUACCAGCUCCGCAAUAAUACAUGCGUUAAGACAGAACACACCUGCCUGCCAAACCAGCACCGCUGCACUAAUGGGAAAUGCAUCAGCAGCAUCUGGAAGUGUGACAGUGACAACGACUGCGGCGACAUGAGUGAUGAACAGGAGUGCCCCACCACUUCCUGUGACUCUGCGGUCCAGUUCCGCUGUGUGGCCUCAGGGUCCUGCAUUCCACUGGCCUUCAAGUGUGACCAUGAGGAUGACUGUGGAGAUAACAGUGACGAGGAGCAUUGUGAAUCUCACAAGUGUGGACCGGGGGAGUUCACCUGUGCAAGAGGUGUGUGUAUUCGGGACGCGUGGCGCUGUGAUGGAGACAACGACUGCAGGGACUGGUCAGACGAGGCCAACUGUACUGUGGGUCACCACACGUGCGAGAGCAGUAGUUUCCAGUGUCACACGGGUCACUGCAUUCCUCAGCGCUGGGUGUGUGACGGAGAUGACGACUGCCAGGAUGGCUCCGACGAGGACCCAACCCAGUGUGGUAAAGAAAAGUGCAAUGGCUUCUUGUGCUCUAAUGGCACCUGUCUGCCUGCUAGUGCUCACUGCAAUGGUGUGGAGGACUGUCCAGGAGGCGCUGAUGAGCAAAACUGCGGUCCCCUCUGUGCACACUAUAUGGAGUUUGUGUGCAGAAACCGAGCACAGUGUCUGUUCCAGUCUCUGGUGUGUGACGGUACCCGGCACUGCUCCGAUGGAUCUGAUGAGGACCCGACGUAUGCAGGCUGCUCAACUAACCCUGAGUUUGAGAAAACAUGUGACGGCUACAGCUUCCAGUGUUCCAAUGGAAUGUGUGUGACCCUGGAGUGGAAGUGUGACGGCAUGGACGACUGUGGCGACUACUCUGACGAGGCCAACUGUGCGUCCCCGACCGAUGAGCCGGGCUGCUCGCGUUACUUUCAGUACGAGUGUAAGAACAGCCGCUGUGUGCCCGCCUGGUGGAAGUGUGAUGGGGAAAAUGACUGCGGUGACUGGUCUGAUGAAUCUCAAUGCUCAGAUGGUGGAGCUCCUCACACACCUGCGCCGGGUCCAGCUACCUGUGCUCCUAAUCGUUUCCGCUGUGGUUCUGGCGCGUGUAUUGUGAACACCUGGGUGUGCGACGGCUACGCUGAUUGUCCUGAUGGCAGCGAUGAAGUGGGCUGUCCCACAGUCAAAGGCUCAGUGACUCCAUUGGCAACUCUUCCUCCUUCGGGCCGCUGUACUAAAGAUCAGUUCCUGUGCCUGAAGCCUCCAGUCUGUAUCGCUGAUUGGCAGCGCUGUGAUGGACAUCCUCACUGCGUGGACGGGUCUGAUGAGGACAACUGUCCCACUCAUGGUCCGCUGCUCUGUGUGAAUGGUACUCUCUGUGCGGAUGGCGAGGCCUGCGUGCUGAACAGCGAGAGGUGUGAUGGCUUCAUAGACUGUUCUGACCGGAGUGACGAGGACAACUGCACUAUGGAUUUGCUGGUCUACAAAAUUCAAAAUCUUCAGUGGAGUGCCAACUUUUCUGGUGCUGUGACGCUUACCUGGUCAAGGCCCAAAAAUAUGCCUGCAUCCACCUGCUCUUUUGUCAUCUACUUCAGGCAGGUGGGUGUCCAGCAGUGGACGUCCAUGGACACAAACAGCAAUAAGGGCAGUGCCGUUCUGACCGUGUUGAUGCCGGACACAACCUACCAGGUGAAGGUUCAGACUCAGUGUCUCAGCAAACAGCACAGGACCAAUGAAGUUCUCACACUACGCACGCCAGAAGGAUUGCCAGACCCCCCGCAAAAUCUGCAGCUGAGCUCUGACAACGCUGAGGACGGGACGGUACUGUGUUCCUGGAGCCCUCCUGAUAAAGCACAUGGACUCAUCAGGGAGUAUAUUGUGGAGUACAGUGAAAAGGACAGUGCAGAGUGGUAUUCCCAGCGUAGCACCAUCACGAAUGCAGAAGUGAAGGACCUGCAGCCCAGCUCGCUCUACAGAUUCAGGGUGGCUGCUGUCACAAGCAGAGGCAUGGGAAACUGGACCGAAAUUAAAUCCAUUAUUCCUCAAAAAGCUCUCUCUCCUCCUGAUGUUGAGAUCUCCAGCAUCACAGAGGACUCCAUGAUUUUGUCCAUCACCAAUGAUUAUAAAGUCCAGGUGAAGCACUAUAUUGUUGUCAUUUCAUGGGUAUUUGAUGAACAUGUGAAGGAGAGCUGGAAUUACACGGUUUCAGGGACAUUGAAAGCCUCUAACCUGACAGCAGGAACAGUGUAUGAGGUGGCGGUGUGGGCUCACACGGAUGAUGGAGACAGUCCUACUUCUCUGUUCCGCAAGCAGACCAAAGGUACCAGACCUGCCCAGCCAUCACUGAAGGCCCGGGCGCUCAACCAGACCGCUGUAGAGUGCAACUGGACCGGCCCUCAAGCUGAGAUGUAUGGAGUGUUCUACGCCACAUCCUUCCUGGAUCUGUACCGCAGACCUCACAGGGUGAAUACCACCUCAACCAGUCUGGCGGUGAUCGUUGACAGCGACAAGCAGUUCCUCUUCCUGGUGAGGGUGAUCGUUCCAUUCCUCGGUCCUCCAUCAGACUACGCCGUAGUGAAGAUGAUCCCCAACGAGCGACUUCCACCUCGAAACCUGCACAAGGUGCGAGUGGAUAAGACACAGACAGUUCCUCUGCCUGCGCCUGAGGCCCUCAAGAUCUUAGAAGAACAGGAUCAUGUGUUCCUCUUCUGGAAGAGCCUGGCUGUGAAGGACCGGACCUUCAAUGAGAGCAGGGGCUAUGAGGUGUAUAUGCAUGACAGCAUCAGCAACUCCACAAAGUGUCUGGGUAACACAACGGAGACGUUCUUCAGGAUCAGCAACCUGUUGGUGGGCCAUAACUACACCUUCUCAGUGCGGGCGCGCUGUCUGCUCAACAACCAGCUGUGUGGAGAGGCAGCGGUGCUGUUAUAUGAUGAACUGGGCAAAGCAGCAGGGCCAAACGAUGCCUCAUCUCAGUCAGGUAAAUCAGAGGACAUGGCGGCACAGGCCACUCUGAAGUGGCAGCCGCCAUAUGAUUCUCCCAGCAGUCCUUUGAUGUAUGCAGUGCACGUGCGAGAUACAGUUCGUAAAAUGGAGCGGGACUCAGGAGAUGAGCUGGGUGACGAUGAUGAAGAUGCUCCUAUGAUCAGUGGCUUUUCAGAUGACGUUCCCAUGGUGAUUGCAUAGCUGGACAACUCUUCUAUCCUCCUCCUUCACUUCCCACUCCACUUCCUCGUCAUGUUUUCUUACGUGCCCAUCCGGCACGCCUUCAAGCUAUCGAGCCCCUUCCUCUUUACCCCUCCGUUCACUUAGAAAAACGCUGGAUUUGGGUUUCUGGACCCUGAGGAAGAAAAGAAAGCAUGGAGCAAAAGAGAUAUUUUUGAAAAUAAGAUGCACUUUUUUCGGAUGCGCAAUAACUUAUUUUUUAUAUAUAAUAUAUGUGGGUAUUGGACUUUGUAGGCAUUAACUGAAGCAAACUGUGAAGGAGUUUGUCAGCUGAUCAGUAGGCUCACUGAACAGGGAAACGACCCUUAUUGUACAACAAAUUCUCACAUGAGCAUUGCAUUUGCUUAAAGCCAAAACAAGCAUCUAGAUAUGGGUACAUCAGUGUAAAAACACAAACAUAUACAACAAAAAAAUCUAAAAAGCAAACCUCAUAUGUGUACAGAUGAGAAAAAUGGACCAAUGAAUGCUGAUGAAAAGGGAAAGCGGUACAUAGGCUGUUGACAGUAAAUUGCACAGAAUCAGAUUUUUGUUGUAUAUGCUCAAUUUGUGUCACUUUAUGUCAGUAGGCCUGCAUUUGUCCAUGGUACCUUGUUUACACUUUGUAUCCAUUUGUUAAUUUCUUUGCUCAGCAAUAGAUUUAAUUCCCUCUACUUUUUGAAAAUGUGAAAACUGUUACCUGUUUUGGUUGUUUUAUCAGCUGUUUUCAGAAAAGAAUGACCAAAAUUAAGACAGUUAUUUGAGUGUUGUCCACAUUAAGUCCCAUGCUUAGUCCAUAUGUUCACUGUCUUCUUUGAUUUAUCCUACACAUUUUAUCUAGCAAAUAUUAUAAUAUUGCAUAUCCUGUGUGCUGUCAUGGUUUUAGUCCUUUAGUGUUCUCAGGGAACUGGGUUAGUGUAGAUGUACCAGCGAUAUAUCAGUCACACUGCCACAGGCAGCGCAGUGUGUUUAAUUCAGAGACUAUUGUGCUGUACAGUAGUUCCAUAUUGCAGUGAAGCCUGUGCAGCUCUCGUCUGAACGGACCAGAAGGCUUCAUUAUUGUGCCAAGCUUAAGAAAAGCAGAGGGUAGAGCAGACGUCUUGUCUUCCCGAACCGUUGUGAAGAGGUACAUGUGUUAAAUCCAUGUUUCAUUUUAACUGGAUUGCGGGUGUUGCUUAAAAGAUUUCUUUAUGAAUGUAUUUUUUCCCCCUUCUUUUUUUUUGUAUCUUGUAUUGAGGUGACCAGAAAAAAAGGAAAAUGGAUAUGGUCUACCCCCUUCUUCUUUAAUGUUCAAGGAUUUUAAAAUGAGGUUUAUGGCCAGUUUACAUAUUAAUUGGAAUUAGAACUGUUCAGUUGAUAAAUGUGGCUGUUUUUAAUGAAAUUGUUCUUUUCAGUACCACAUUGCCUUAUUACAACACACCGAGUAAAGUAUGUAGCAGUAUGUCAAUGUCAUCACACAUGCACGCGUUCACAGAAGAUUGACUUGAGUAAGAAGAAGAGUAAAUAAUUGUAAAAAGACUGAAAUAGUGCGAUAGGAAAUGUGUGUAUCGACAUAUUGUGAAUUACCACUGUAUAAAGUUCCAGUGCAGCACUUGUGUGAAUCCUGAGCCACCGUUUAUAUUUUAUUUUGUCUUGUUUGUAUUCUUUACUCGCAACCAUUUGUGGCGAUGUCAUGCCCAUUUUGAAACCCAUUUAUUUUUGGUCAAUUAGAUGUAAAAAAAUGUUUUACAUAGCAGUGAUGUUGGACACCGCCAUAUUUAAAUCUUUGAUCUUGCCUGCCUACUGAGGGUUUUAACGAUAAGAAACUUGUAAGUGGUACAGUCUGAGAUGUUUUAUGAACCACUUAUGCUGAAAUAAAUGUGGAAAACUU
Molecule: messenger RNA, 8264 nt
Organism: Sinocyclocheilus rhinocerous
Lineage: Eukaryota; Metazoa; Chordata; Actinopteri; Cypriniformes; Cyprinidae
Product: sortilin-related receptor-like
Exons: 48
Coding region: 2-6379 (2125 amino acids)
Biological process (GO): protein targeting to lysosome; post-Golgi vesicle-mediated transport; protein retention in Golgi apparatus
Cellular component (GO): membrane; Golgi apparatus
Molecular function (GO): protein binding
Source: RefSeq, a predicted model, not a curated record